Molecule: messenger RNA, 5785 nt
Organism: Rana temporaria (common frog)
Lineage: Eukaryota; Metazoa; Chordata; Amphibia; Anura; Ranidae
Product: lactase-phlorizin hydrolase-like
Exons: 17
Coding region: 26-5704 (1892 amino acids)
Biological process (GO): carbohydrate metabolic process
Molecular function (GO): lactase activity
Source: RefSeq, a predicted model, not a curated record
GGUAUGUUUGUAGCUUCUGAUCAGGAUGGCUCUGGCCCGGAGAGGACUUCUUUUAGUUCUCCUCUCAUUAAUACAUCAUGGAAACUGUUCUGCAACUGCUAAAGACUUGAUUACAAUUGCUGGACCUCUUAGAAGUAACAUCGAGGGCCUCCACAAUGAAGCAAGGCCAUUUGAUGUGUUUGAUUGCCACGAAAACGACGUACAGGAGAUGAGAGAGCAGAUUUUGGUUCUGCAGAAAUAUGGCGUGACCCACUACAAGAUACAUUUAGAAGAGAUCUCCAUGGUCAAGGGUGACGGUCAAGUACAGUGUUACAGGAGCCUUCUCCAGGUCCUGGCUGAGGCUGGGAUCAAACCUUUAGCAGUAUUGCAUAGUGGAGAUGGGCUAUCCAUCCGCCAUACUACUGAGCACAAUACGUAUGUAGACUAUGCUGACUUUGCCUUCCGCACGUUCGGGGACUUGGUCCACACUUGGAUCACCUUCGAUAUCCCCAAACAUGAGAAAACUGUCUCUUUAAAGGAUCUGCUGCAAGAACAUGUGAAGAUAUCCAGCUUAUACCGCAGCAAGUACUCAACAACUGGUGGACAGCUGUCAAUUGCUGCAGAUCCAGCCCUUGUGGACGUAUUACCUACAAUUCAAGAACAUUUCUUGGAGUCAGUGGAUUUCCUGGCACUAAACCUGGAAUAUAAUUGCCAGGACUCUAACCUACUGCCAACAUGGACAGCCUAUAAGAACCUGAAGAAGAAUCUAAAGGUUUUAGUCUUUGGUUUAACCCUUUCAAGCUGUAAUGUCAAUCUGCAGAGCGGUAAAAAUCUUAUGGCAUUAAACAUACACACAGCUAUAACUGGGACAGGCGCCACCUUCUUGGGAUACGAUGUCAACAAUCUCCUCCCUGUAUCUUCAGGUAAAGUAGGAUCACAGAAGCAGCUGGAUAGAUCUUCACGAUCGGCAUUCACCACUGUUUGGGAGAAGUUUGCCAACCAGACACCAGCUGAGCGUGAUGCCUUCUUAUCGGAAAGAUUCCCUGGUGGUGUUUUGUGGGGUUCUUCUUCUGCUGCCUUCAAAGUUGAAGGUGGCUGGACUGAGGGAGGAAGAGGACAGUCUAUAUGGGAUGUGUUUGGAGAACAAGGCAAUGCUCAAGACAAUGCCACUGGAAAUGUGGCCGCUGACAGCUACAAUAAGAUUGACUAUGACAUAUCCCUCCUAAAAAGUCUACAGACUAAGGUCUACUACUUCUCCAUCUCCUGGUCCCGAGUCUUUCCAACGGGGCGAAAGUCCUCAGUUAGCACAUAUGGGGUGAAAUACUACAAUAAACUGAUUGAUAGAUUAAUAGAAGAAAAUAUCACACCGAUUGUGUCACUGUACCACUGGGAUCUGCCCCAGGCUUUGCAGGAGACAGGUGGCUGGCAGGAUGAAGCCAUCAUUGACGCCUUUGAGGAAUAUGCCGAUUUCUGCUUUAGCAGUUUUGGAGACCGUGUGAAGAUUUGGAUAACCUUCCAUGAACCCUGGGUGGUCAGUUAUGCAGGUUAUGGCACCGGAGAGCAUGCCCCUGGGAUUAAAGAUCCAGGGAACGCCUCAUUUAAGGUUACCCAUAAUAUUGUGAAGGCUCAUGCAAGGGCCUGGCAUGUCUUUGAUGAAAAGUACCGUGCUGAGCAAUUAGGAGCGGUGGGCAUCUCUCUGAAUUCUGACUGGGCAGAGCCGGCUAACCCCAAUGACCCAGAAAGUGUGAGCGCUGCAGAGCGAUAUGUCCAGUUCAUGCUGGGGUGGUUUGCUCAUCCUAUUCUGUUGAAUGGAGACUACCCUGAGGUUCUGAAGACACAGGUAAACCAGAAGAACACCCAGUGCCCCACCAUAGUGGCUCCAUUGCCCACCUUUACUGAAGCGGAGAAAAGCUAUAUUUUAGGUACUGCAGACUUCAUUGGGAUCUCACACUACACAUCCCGACUGGUCAAUGUCUCUAGCAGCUCUGUUUGUGAGUCCAGCUAUGAAAACAUUGGUGGGUUUACUACACACGUGGAUCCAUCCUGGCCAACCACGGCCUCUCCAUGGAUCUCAGUGGUGCCAUGGGGCCUCAGGAGGCUUUUGAAUUUUGUCAAGGAAGAGUAUGGGAAAGCAGUAGUGGCAAUAUUCAUAACUGGCAAUGGAAUGCCAACAUCCACUACAGGAGAUGUAUUCAAUGACACAUCCAGAGUGCAGUACCUGACCUCCUACAUCAAUGAAGCUCUUAAAGCAUUCAAUUCUGACGGUGUAGUUAUAAGAUCCUACAUAGUCCGGUCCCUCUUGGAUGGCUUCGAGGGCCCUGAGGGAUACAGCCAGAGGUUUGGCUUACAUCAUGUUGAUUUCCAAAACCCAAAUAGACAACGUACCCCAAAAGCAUCUGCCUAUUCAUACGCCUCAAUUAUUGCAAACAAUGGCUUUCCUAGCUUAAAAGCUGACAAAAAGUUUCCAAGUGAAAAGUGGCUGCAGUCUGAAAAAUUGGCUCCCCAGCCAGCGUCGGAGGUUCCUUCAAAAGCAAAAGUUGUGUGGGAGAAGUUUUCAGGGCAGACAGCCUUUGAAAGAGACAUGUAUCAUUUUUCAGCUGUUCCAGGAGAUUUUAAAUGGGGGGUUUCAACGUCAGCCUACCAGGUGGAAGGAGCAUGGAAUGAAGAUGGAAAGGGGCCCAGUAUUUGGGACACAUUUACACAUGUACCUGGAAAUACAUUUGCAAAUGACAAUGGGGACAUAACAUCUGACAGUUACCACCAGCUAGAUGCAGACUUGUACAUGCUUAGAGGCUUAGGAGUGAACAGUUACCGUUUCUCCAUCUCCUGGUCUAGAAUAUUUCCAACUGGACAAGGCACGCCCAAUGACAAAGGUGUUGACUACUACAACAGACUCAUUAAUGGUCUACGAGCAAGUAACAUUUCUCCAAUGGUGACCCUCUACCACUUUGAUCUUCCCCAAGCUCUCCAAGAUUUGGGUGGCUGGGAGAAUGACGCUGUGAUUGAAGCCUUCAAUGACUAUGCUGACUUUUGCUUUAGGACAUUUGGAGAUAGGGUCAAGUUCUGGAUGACAUUCCACCAACCCUACACCAUUGCAACAGCUGGGUAUGGGACUGGUAUACACCCACCUGCAGUAAAAGACCCUGGCUAUGCUCCAUACAGAAUAGGUCACAACUUGUUGAGAGCCCACGCCAAAGUCUACCAUACUUAUGAUGAUAAUUAUCGAGGAAGCCAACAAGGUGUGAUCUCAUUAAGCCUCAACACAAACUGGGCGGAACCCAAUGACCGAACAGACCCAAAGGACAUUGAAGCUGCUGACCGUUACCUGCAGUUCGCACUGGGGUGGUUUGCUCAUCCCAUCUUCAUAAACGGUGAUUACCCUGAGGCCAUGAAAUGGCAAGUCUCCAACAAGAGUGAGCUACAGGGUCUUUCAUCCUCCAGACUUCCAACUUUUACAGAUGAAGAGAAGACCUAUAUCCAGGGCACAGCUGAUGUUUUCUGUAUUAACAUCUACACCACCAAAAUAGUUCAACAGAAAAUUCUCAGCCCGCACCCCCCAUCUUUCAGUACUGAUAUUGACAUUGUAGAAAGAUUCGAUGAUAGUUGGCCUACCACAGCCUUUUUUGAUGUUUACAGGGCAGUAGCUUGGGGAAUGAGAAGGCUGCUUAAUUGGGUUAAAGAAGAGUACGGAGAUGUUCCAAUCUAUGUCACUGAAAGUGGACUUUCAAUGGACAGUAACCCAGAUUUUGAUGACAUUGCCCGAAUAGAAUAUUACAAGACCUACGUUGAUGAAGCCAUGAAAGCUUACAGCAUAGAUAGUGUCAAUCUAAAGGGUUACUGUGCGUGGUCCCUAAUGGACACCUUUGAGUGGGAACAAGGAUACCGACUCCGGUAUGGACUUCAUCAUGUGGAUUUCAAUAAUCCCAAUCGCCCAAGGACAGCCAAGCGCACAGCCAUUUAUUACACUGAGGUGAUACGCAACAAUGGAAUACUACAGUCUAGAGAUGAUGAAUUCCUGUAUGAUGAAUUUCGCCCUGACUUCGCUUGGGGUGUGGCCUCCUCUUCUUAUCAGAUUGAGGGAGCCUGGAGAGCAGACGGGAAAGGGAUUAGCAUCUGGGACCAAUUCUCACACACAGAGUCAAAGAUUGUAGAUGGAGGAACUGGAGAUGUAGCGUGCAGCAGUUAUUACCGCAUUGAUGAAGAUGUAGAGAUGCUGAAGAGUCUGAAGGUCACCCACUACCGCUUCUCCAUCUCCUGGCCGAGAGUUCUCCCAGACGGUACAAAAAACUUUGUGAAUGAACCAGGGAUCAAUUACUACAGUCGUCUGAUUGAUACCUUAUUGAAUGCCGGUAUUACUCCCCAGGUGACAAUGUAUCAUUGGGACCUGCCACAAGCUCUGCAGAAUGUAGGUGGCUGGGAAAAUGAAACUAUAGUGGAGAGAUUUAGAGACUACUCGGAAGUGCUGUUCCAGAGACUGGGGGACAGAGUGAAGUUCUGGAUCACCCUCAACGAGCCAUAUAUCAUUGCCUAUCUCGGAUACGGAGAAGGCUCAUUUGCACCCGGAAUUUACUCCCCCGGUGUUUCGGUGUAUGUGGCAGGACACAACUUGAUAAAGGCUCAUGCUGAGGCCUGGCACUUGUACAAUGACAAAUACAGAGCCACACAGGGGGGACAAAUCGCCAUCACCAUCAACUGUGACUGGGCCGAACCCAUCAACCCAUACAAGCAGGAAGAUGUGGAUGCGGCACGAAGAUACUUGCUGUUUUUUGCUGGUUGGUUUGCAUACCCAAUAUUCAAAACAGGCGAUUACCCUGAAGUCAUGAAGACCCAAGUGCGGGAGAGGAGCCUUGCCUUUGGAUUGCCUGAAAGUCGUUUGCCAGAGUUCACAGAAAGUGAGAAGCAAAGGAUUAAAGGGACAUACGAUUUCUUUGGCCUUAACCACUACACUACAGCACUGGCGGCGCGAGCUGUCUAUGAUUUAGAUUACCAGGCUUACCAAGGAGACAGAGAAGUCUACCUACUGAGUGACCGCACCUGGCUUGGGUCAGGCAGCGUCUGGCUAAAGGUGACUCCUUUUGGCCUGCGAAGGUUAUUAAACUGGUUAAAGGAGGAAUUCAACAACGUCCCCAUCUAUAUAACUGAGAACGGAAUAUCUGAACAAGGGACAAACUUGAAAGACGUAUGGAGAGAACAUUACUACAGAUAUUAUAUCAACGAGGCCAUGAAAGCUGCCAAACUGGACGGGGUGGACCUGCGUGGGUACUCAGCUUGGAGUCUCAUGGAUAACUUUGAGUGGGCUAGUGGUUACGCAGAACGCUUUGGUUUGUACUACGUGAACUUCUCGGACCCGGCUCAGCCUCGCAUUCCCAAGGAUUCUGCCAAAUACUACAGAUCCAUUGUUAGGUGUAAUGGUUUCCCCAAUCCCCGGAAUAUCUCUCAUCCUUGUUUCCAACCAGAGAAUUGGCCUGGAGAUACAACCACCAGCACAUCAAGCACCGGCAGCACCGGCAGCACCACCAGGAAUACUCAGACAAUCGGCAGCCCAGAACCCACCAAGAGAACAGAAUCCGUCAGUUUCCUGGGAUUGGACAUCUCUAUGAAAGAUGCCUCCACUGCCUUGUACGUGGAGUUUGCCCUGCUACUCGCUUCUGUCUUGGGCAUUAUUUUAUCUAUUGUGAUGUACAUUAAAAAAGGCAAAAAGGCAGUUAAAACUGAAACAUUCUAACUGUGUUACUAAUGUAUAAUGUAUAGUGUUAUAUAAAAGAUCUUCCUGAAUGGCCUGAAAUAAACUGACUCCAAACAAAUA